Molecule: messenger RNA, 1461 nt
Organism: Alligator sinensis (Chinese alligator)
Lineage: Eukaryota; Metazoa; Chordata; Crocodylia; Alligatoridae
Product: transient receptor potential cation channel subfamily M member 3-like
Exons: 10
Coding region: 1-1461 (486 amino acids)
Biological process (GO): protein tetramerization; monoatomic cation transmembrane transport
Cellular component (GO): membrane
Molecular function (GO): monoatomic cation channel activity
Source: RefSeq, a predicted model, not a curated record
AUGGUUGCACAGCUGGCAUAUAUCGGGUAUCUGAUGCUGUUCAACUACAUUGUGUUAGUGAAGAUGGAUCGCUGGCCUUCUACACAGGAAUGGAUAGUGAUCUCUUAUAUUUUCACACUGGGAAUAGAGAAAAUGAGAGAGAUAUUGAUGUCAGAGCCUGGGAAGCUGUUACAGAAGGUAAAGGUGUGGCUCCAGGAGUACUGGAAUGUCACGGAUCUCAUAGCCAUUCUCCUGUUCUCUGUGGGGAUGGUGCUUCGCCUGCAGGAUCAACCAUUCCGGAGUGACGGGAGAGUCAUAUACUGCGUGAACAUCAUUUACUGGUACAUACGUUUGUUAGACAUCUUCGGAGUGAACAAGUAUUUGGGACCAUAUGUGAUGAUGAUUGGGAAAAUGAUGAUAGACAUGAUGUAUUUUGUCAUCAUUAUGUUGGUGGUUCUGAUGAGCUUCGGUGUUGCAAGACAGGCAAUUCUCUUCCCCAAUGAAGAGCCUUCAUGGAAGCUGGCAAAGAACAUAUUUUACAUGCCUUAUUGGAUGAUCUAUGGGGAAGUGUUUGCAGACCAGAUAGACCGUAAGCAAGUUUAUGAUUCUCAUACUCCAAAGUCAGCUCCUUGUGGCCAAAAUGAAACCAGAGAGGAUGGCAAAAUAAUUCAGCUGCCUCCCUGCAAGACAGGAGCAUGGAUCGUUCCUGCCAUCAUGGCAUGUUACCUCUUGGUUGCAAACAUCCUUCUGGUGAACCUUCUUAUUGCUGUCUUUAACAACACAUUUUUUGAGGUUAAGUCUAUAUCUAACCAAGUCUGGAAGUUUCAGAGGUAUCAGCUAAUCAUGACAUUUCAUGAAAGGCCGGUUCUUCCACCUCCUUUGAUCAUUUUCAGCCACAUGACUAUGAUAUUCCAACACCUCUGCUGUAGAUGGCGAAAACAUGAAAGUGACAAGCUGCAGGACGGAACAGAACUUUUCAUAACAGAAGAUGAAUUGAAAAAAGUUCAUGAUUUUGAAGAGCAGUGCAUAGAAGAAUAUUUUAGAGAAAAGGAUGAUAGAUUUAAUUCUUCCAAUGAUGAAAGAAUCCGUGUCACUUCUGAAAGGGUAGAGAAUAUGGCCAUGAGGUUGGAGGAAGUAAAUGAGCGAGAACAUUGUAUGAAAACUUCACUUCAGACUGUAGACAUCAGACUUGCUCAGUUGGAGGAUAUGAUAGGACGAAUGGCUACAGCCCUGGAGAAGUUGACUGGUGUGGAAAAAGGGGAGACUACCAAAGUACGAUCUAGAACUUCCUCAGACUGUACAGAUGCUGCUUACAUUGUAAGACAGAGCAGCUUCAAUAGCCAGGAAGGGAACACUUACAAGCUUCCGGAAAGUAUAGACCCUGCAGGAGAGGGGUCAAUGUCUCCAACCUCUCCUACUGCUGUUCCCCGUAUGCGAAGCCACUCUUUCUAUGCGACUCCAGAAGGCCUUCAUCUUGCAUAG